AUGCGGAGCGCAUCCGGCACUGCCUCCGGUGCAUGUUACGUCCAGGGCGUUUUGUGGGCAGUCGUGCCCGCCGUGGCGGUGUGGACGCUCUGCGGCCUCAGCUGCGACCGGUACGCUGCCAUCGCCAGUCCGCUCCAUUACUCGCGCCUAGUGAACACGCGGCGGACGUGCGCCUUCCUCGGCGUGUCCUGGAUUGUCGCGGCGGGUGCGGCCGUGCCCCCACUCGUAGGAGUGUGUCCGUACUCCUACGGUCCGUCGCGAUGUGUGUGCGUCGCCGCGUGCGCUGGCAGCGGUGCGGACUCGCAAGCCCCAGCGUCAUCGCCCGUGGGACUGGGAUACGCGCUAAGCUACGUGUGGCUGUCCCUCGUCUUUCCGGCGUCACUGAUCGCUGCAAGCAAUCUGCAGGUGCUCCUCAUCGCACGCACGCACAGGCAUCGCAUCGUGGCUGCCAUCUACGAGGUGACCCUCCGGGCCCAGGCGACGGUGACGCACCAGCGCAAUCCGUGGUACCUGGCCCGAUUCCGGGGCCGCAGCGCGUUGCUGUCGACGGCGCAGCUGGUCGCCUCGCUGGCGCUGUUGACGGCGCCGCAUUUCGCGCUCCUUCUGUGGGAGGCCUCGACAGGACGCCGCACUCCACCACUGCUGGGAUCGGCCACUACGGCUCUGCUGUGCUGGAGCCCAUGUGCUCAUGCCUACGUUUAUGGAGUGCGCAGCCGAGCACUGAGGCAGACCUUCAAGGACCUGCUGCGACGACAUGUCUACAGGCAGCAGGUGUGCCGCGAGGCUGCCCGGCGUGCGUCAGCUGCCAACGGCGGCACGCCCGGUCGACCAAAGCUCAUCCGUCGCUUCUCGGCGCCCGAUGGCCUGGGAUCAACCUCGGUGGUCGUGUCCAAUGCGCGUCGGGCGCUCCCGCGGAGGGCCUCCGAAAAGUGCAUGCUCCUGCGGACGGGCAGCAGCAGCCUGACAGUAGCGGGCAGCGGUGGCGGCGCGGGCGCCGCCAUGCUCUGCACGGCGAUGCCUUCUUCGGCACCGUCGUCCCGACGCUCCCUGCUGAUGCUCGAACCCGCGACCAAGCCGAGCAGCCGAGCAUCCGUGUUUCCUCUGAUACUGGAGCACGGCCUAAGCGAAGAGGACGAACGCGGACCGCCCGGUGGGUGCCUGCGGACCGACGACGAAGACGACGACAUGUCGCGGUCCAGGUCGCCGCCGUCUAGGACGACGCCCGACUCUACAGACACGAGGUCAGUGUGGGCGAUGGCGAGGACCGUACGCCUCAUGCACGGAGUGAGACGUGUCGGAAGGAACUGGAGCGCCCGCUUGCCUAUUUUUGCAUUCAACGCUUUGAAAACUGUACACGAGGUCAGCGUGGUUUGAUCCUGACAUGAUCAGCUCCUAGGCCGACAUGUGUUUUGCAAAGUUUUCAAUUGUAAAUACCACAUAUAUUGUGCAUUUAAAUACACAAUUAUAACGCAUAAAAGAAGAUAAUUGAGGUUGGACUAGCAUACCCAGCAAGCAUACCUUUCUUACUGUGGCCAUGAUGUUCUCUGGUAUGUAUAAAAAUCACGAGUGAAUAAUUCUAGUGAAUGAUUGUUACCGUCAUAACUAAUUUAUUGCUUGUGUCUGU
Messenger RNA from Rhipicephalus microplus (southern cattle tick), 1624 nucleotides. RefSeq lists its product as uncharacterized. Gene Ontology annotation, biological process: G protein-coupled receptor signaling pathway. The record is from RefSeq and is a predicted model, not a curated record. NCBI's taxonomy places the organism in Eukaryota, Metazoa, Arthropoda, Arachnida, Ixodida, Ixodidae. Gene Ontology annotation, molecular function: G protein-coupled receptor activity. Gene Ontology annotation, cellular component: membrane.